Messenger RNA from Papilio xuthus (Asian swallowtail), 1409 nucleotides. It is a transcript of the gene Gbeta76C, whose product is annotated as guanine nucleotide-binding protein subunit beta-2. Gene Ontology annotation, biological process: signal transduction. The transcript is spliced from 9 exons. Gene Ontology annotation, molecular function: protein binding. NCBI's taxonomy places the organism in Eukaryota, Metazoa, Arthropoda, Insecta, Lepidoptera, Papilionidae. Bases 67 to 1104 code for a protein of 345 amino acids. The record is from RefSeq and is a predicted model, not a curated record.
UUCAACUUCUACGUUGGAAAUAGUCAGUCAUCUUGUAACCACAGUCGACUACUCAUCAACAACAAAAUGCCGAAAGACGACCCAGAGACUACAGCACUAAAGAAGGAACUGACUGAUCUGAUAGCUAAAGUUAAGGCAGCGCAAGAGAAGGUAGCGGAUGCAAAACUCGCAGAGAAAUGUAGCGACAUGGGAGACGUGCCGAAGAUAAGAUUCGUCACAAAGAAGACGCUUAAAGGCCACAUUAACAAGGUGAACUCCGUACACUACAGCGGGGAUUCGAGGCACUGUGUGACCGGAUCGCUGGACGGGAAGCUGAUCAUCUGGGACACGUGGAGCGGCAACAAAGUGCAGGUCAUACCUUUGCGCUCGGCCUGGGUCAUGAGUGUCGCCUUCGCUCCUUCUGGCAAUUUCGUCGCGUGCGGCGGUAUGGACAACAUGUGCACGGUAUAUGACGUGAACAACCGCGACGCGACGGGCGCCGCCAAGAUGGUGCGUGAGCUGGCCGGCUACGAGGGCUUCCUCAGCUCUUGUCGCUUCCUUGACGACACGCACAUCCUCACUGGUUCCGGAGAUAUGAAGAUAUGCGUUUGGGACCUGGAAGCUGGCAAAAGGGAGAUGGACUUCAAUGCUCACGCCGGUGAUGUCGUCAGCAUCUCCUUAGGGCCUGACAUGAAGACAUACGUCACGGGAUCCGUGGACCGCACCUGCAAGCUGUGGGACGUCAGGGACGAGAAGGCGAAGCAGACAUUCUUCGGACACGAUGCGGAUGUGAACAGCGUUUGUUACCACCCGAGCGGGCAAGCGUUUGCGACCGCUUCUGAGGACAAGACAGCAAGACUCUUCGACCUACGCAGUGACCAGCAGUUGGGGCACUACACUCCGCCUGGCAACAGCGGAUUCACUAGCUGCGCACUGUCUCUGAGCGGGAGAUAUCUGUUGGCGGGUUCUGAUGACAACGCCGUACAUUCAUGGGAUACGUUAAAAGUUGCUCAUACAGGUACACUCAACGCUCACGAGAACAGAGUGACCUCUAUCUCGGUAGCUCCCAACGGGAUAGCCAUGGCGAGCUGCUCCUGGGACCAGAGCGUACGCGUUUGGGGCUAAACAGCUCAGUUUACAAUAAUAAUAAAAAAAUAUUUGUAGUUAAGUAAUCUAUUCUAUUUUAGUUAUUCAUCAUCACUUAUAGUUUAAUAUUAUUUUCAAUUUUCAAUAACACAUUAAACCCUCAUGUUCGGAGUUGUACGGGUGAACUAACAUACCUAAAUGUCGCAGAAUAGUAAUGAAAAAUAUUAGCCACGUUUCUUCUGAAUAAUGUUUGCAGUUACAAAAAUGUUGCAUUAGUAAGUAUUAAAUGUAAGACGCAGUGUUAAUUAAUACUAUAAUCAUAACAUAUAUAAUACAACAUACAU